Drosophila serrata is the source of this 1228-nucleotide messenger RNA. RefSeq lists its product as uncharacterized. NCBI's taxonomy places the organism in Eukaryota, Metazoa, Arthropoda, Insecta, Diptera, Drosophilidae. The record is from RefSeq and is a predicted model, not a curated record.
AUGGGUUCAUGUUUUGGCAGCUGCGCCACCGCCACCGCCACCUCCUCUAACUCCAACUCUAAUACCCCUUCGAGCUCCUCGGCAUCGUCCCCUUCCACAGCCUCCUCCGCAUCCUGCGUGGCCAAUAUCUGCCGCUGGCGUCUUGGCAGAUCCGGAGCCAUUGCCAGGGAAAGUGUUAAGGCAGACAGACACAGCCAGGAGCUGAUAUCGACCACAAGCAGUCAACGCUGCCAGAAUCACGGCCUUUUCUACCGCAUUCUGAGGUCCCGGCGUAGGCGGCAUUGCUCUCAAUUCCUGGACAAGUACUGGGAGCAGCAGCCCAGCUACGCCAAGCUUCAGAGUAACAGUGCCAUGCCCGACAUUCAGAUGCAAAACCUAGACGCCUGUAAGCUGCUUAAUGGCCAGACCACAACCAGCAGGGAGACGGAAAUGGGACACGGGACCUACCACCGCAUGUCCACCUCGCGGGCCAGCUCCUCGUUGGAUCUCGAGUGGGAGCACGAGUACUCGCAACUGCGGCAGUACCAGCUCCAGCAAAAGGAACCACCCCCAGCUUCGCAAAAUCCGCGCUACGUCUCCCUCGAACAGCUGGCGAAUGUAGCCACGAUGGCGGGCAUCCAUGGGCGACAAGUGGCGCGACAUGGGCGGAUGGGCAGCCAGCGACACGGCGGCUCAUUCACGCGCACCUCCUUGUGCUCAUCGACGCAGAACUCCUGGUCGCACAUCUCAACACCGGAAUCACUCGAAUGGGAUGUGGACGAGGAACGAGAGCAGCAGCGUCAGUUGCGCUUAGAGGAUGACAAUCUUGACGACGAGACCCUCAAACUGCUGUAUCAGAUCGAGCAGCUGAAGCACCAUGUGCUGCAGGAAACUGGCGAAGGACUGAGCAUGGGAGCAGUGGCUGUUGAGGAGCUGACCGAGGGUCUUCAAUUCCGAGCCACUCACUUCGGCGCCGAUGCUGAAGUGGGAGCCCGGUUGAGUUGAUUGGCUGGAAGAGGAGGAGAAUGAUGUAUGUACAUAGGAUUGUUCUUAGAGGUGUUAAGCAGGCGUAUGGCGGGAGAAAAGAGUGCAAAAUGUCCAAUAUUUCAGGCUUGUAUCUCUUUUUUUUUUUUUAAUUUAAAUUAAAAACCAGUUCUUUGUUUUGGAAAUUCAAACUCAAUAUUUAAUAAGGGCUCCCAUACAACCAAUCAUUAAGAAAUCAUAAUGUUUUUAAAGAAAACACCAGCCC